Messenger RNA from Alternaria incomplexa, 1485 nucleotides. RefSeq lists its product as uncharacterized. The record is from RefSeq and is a predicted model, not a curated record. The transcript has 3 exons. The coding region runs from base 1 to 1485 and encodes 494 amino acids. Gene Ontology annotation, cellular component: cytoplasm. NCBI's taxonomy places the organism in Eukaryota, Fungi, Ascomycota, Dothideomycetes, Pleosporales, Pleosporaceae.
AUGUUUGCAGAGCCGUCAAUGCCAGAAAGGCGACCCUCGCCAGGCCUACAGCUCAACCUCUCCUCCAACAACCCCUUCCGCCGCGCUGCCUCUCCCGGUUUCCCCUCGCCCGCCAGUGCCAACCGCUCGAGCUCGGGCAGCAGACCAAUGUCGCGCAAUCCCUUUAUAUCUACCUUCGAGGCCGAGUUUAACAAGGAGGCAUCCAGAGACCUCGUUGACAUGUCGGCCACCAUGAAGGACUCUCCCAAGAAAUCAAACUUUGGCUUUGCCGCCGAAGAGCUCUUUGCCAACCUCACCAUCGACGACACCGAUAAGAAGCGAGCUCCCCCGCCACGACCUGCCCCUGCUCGCAGCGGCACCGAUCCCCGUGCAGGCCACCGCCCCUCGCGCUCUGAAGAAGAGAGACAGCGCAUGCGAGAAGCUUCCCGCGGAGGCUCUCGACCACGUGGACCUCCCAGCUCGUCUCGGCCUCCCCAGCUCAACAGCCCUGAACGCCGCGAGAACCGCCGUCCCCGACGCAACUCCGAAUCCUCCAUUAUCGACCGAGGCUCGCUCGACCCGCGUGAAGAGCGCAGGCGCAGGGAGCGCCGCAAGGAGCGCGAAGAGCGUGCUAGAGACGGCAAGGACAGCAAAUCUGGCGGCAAGAAGGUCCGCAGGCCGCAGGGUCUUGACCUCAUUGACAAACUCGAUGUGACUGGCAUCUACGGACCUAGCAUGAUCCACCACGACGGACCGUACGACGCUGUGCAACCCCAUCGCAACCGUAAGAAGGACCAGCGCGCACCCAUGCAUGCUUUCCCCGUUGGUUCAGCCAACAACACUCUGGGUGGUUCUGGACCUCUGAACACAAAGAUCGAUCUGGACAGGAUCCAUGGCAGGGGUGCCGAGGGCUUCACCGACUUUGCCGGUGCCGAGACCGAAUGGAAGAAGCCAGCCCCAGUGGCCGCAGAGUUCAGCGCAAAGGGCCGAGAAGACAUUGUACACGGCGAGCAGACCCAUGGUCUUGGAACAUCUACCUUCCUCGAGGGCGCCCCGGCUUCCCGCAAAGCGAUCCAAGAAGAGUCCGAUGCUCAGAGGCAGAAGCAACUAGCUGAUGGCGGUCUCGGUCGCAAGAAGUCCAUCGCCCAGCGAUUCCGCGGUAUCUCUCAGCCCCGUCGUUACGGUGACGGCCCACGCAUCACUUCGCCCGAGGCACGCUACGGAGCUGCCACCAGCCCAAGCGGCCCUUACAGCGCCGGAGCCAUCUCGCAGACGAAGGCCGCAGAGCAGAACCCUUUUUUCAGCGACGACUACGAUAAGGCAUACGACGCCAAGGGCGCAGCCAUCAAGACCAACGAGGGCGGAGCUUCACCACCGCGGGGCGCUGCGUUGCAGCGAUCCAUCACCACCGACAGCGUAGGAUCUCCCACAGGCGAGGCCAAGCCCAGCGGUGGGUUCCUCAACCGCGUCAAGUCUCUCAAGGGCGGACGUCGACGUCCCGCUUGA